Messenger RNA from Triplophysa rosa, 11906 nucleotides. RefSeq names its product pleckstrin homology domain containing, family A member 6 (gene plekha6). The transcript is spliced from 22 exons. The record is from RefSeq and is a predicted model, not a curated record. The coding region runs from base 6723 to 9638 and encodes 971 amino acids. Lineage: Eukaryota; Metazoa; Chordata; Actinopteri; Cypriniformes; Nemacheilidae.
CCUGACUUUUGAAUCUAAAGAAUGGUUUUGGUUUCACACGUCUGCUUCUAAAUUUCAUUCCCCUUGGACAUUUCUAGAGAGAAAGACUUAUACCAUCAAUAAAACCCCUUAACGCUCAUCCAAGUGUUCUUGAAAACAUAUCCAAACUUGUUCAAUGGUCUCUUCUACAAAAGAAAGGCUAUUAAAUACUCUCAUGAUAUACUUGCACAACAAAAAGAACUCUGUCACUGUAAACCUGCAGUCUCUUGAAUCUUCACCCAGAGGCAGAAGGUGUACUGUGUAUCCUUUAAAUAUCACAGCCCCCGUGCCACAGUUACGGUGCAAAGUCUCGUCGAAACACUGCGUUUUUUAUGACAAGUGUGAUAAGUCGUGAAAGCAUCAUGUGUGUCUCUAAUAUAAUAUAUCUCUAAAAAUAAACUCAUUUAGUACAUGACUGGGUGUUAAUAAUUAAGCGGGAAACACUGAGGCAUGUUUGUUGUGUGUGCACAUGCACAAGAGAGCGGGAGAGAGAGAGGGGUGUGUUUAGUCAGCCGUUCUCUAACCUGCUCUGUGACACUGAAAUGUUACAUGUAUCAUGUUCCUUUCACAAAAGAGACAGAAACUGCUGUGACGCAGUGCAUCUUGCCCAGGGUCUCUGUAUUCAGGUGCUUCACCUUGAUGUACUGCCACUUCUUUUAUGAAAUCCUCCUCAGUUGUGCCAAGAUCAGAACUGGUGUUUGGCCUCAGGGUGCAGGAUAAUUCUACUGUUUCACAGAGGGGAGUCUUAUAUUUUCUAGCUCUACAUUGUUAGGCUUUAUACUGUACCUGUAUGUGUAACGGUAUCUAAAUCCCUCCCAAAUGUAGAAUAAAGAACAUGCAAAAUCUUUUCUUUCACGCCCUCUCACUUAUUCAUAUGUCCCAUUAUAGAGUGUCUGAAAUAGCAGCUGAACAAGGCCUGUUUUUAAAUCUUCUGGGAUGUUCAGAUAAAGUUAGGCGGCUUUCAGAUCCGUCUGUAAUUAAUUCACAAAGAUACUUUUCCUUGUGGUAGAAUGGAAUGAAAUAUGAAAUAAGGGGCUUUGCAGCCAAUAAGAAAGAGCUGUUGAUGGAUUUUUGGACCAAACCUCAAACCACCUGGUCUCAACCGUCUCUAGUCCCUUCGGGCUGUCCUGAGUUCGCUCCAAAACUUAUUUCACCUCAAUAGUCCUGGUCCUUGGUAGGGUAUGGCAAUUGAUUUUCCGUUCAGCAAGGAUUCAUUUUUAUUAUUUGAAUGUAUGCGUUCAUACUUUAUCUAUUUUUACAUUUAUUUUUUGUUAAAUUGAAGUGUUAAAUUUGCACGUUAUUUAUUUAUUAACAAUUUAUCUAUUUUACUUUUACAACCAGCUAGUAUUUCCACUAUCUUAAAAGGAUAGCUUUUAUUUCUGUGUAUCUUGCUAAAUUGUUGUCUGUUUUGAACAAAACCUUGUUAGACAAGCGGCUUCCAUUGAAUUCUGCAGUUUUAUGUACCGAUUCCUUUAUCCACACAUGAGGGAGCGAGGCAUCUCUAUUAUAGACAUGUGGAAACUCAGAACAGAUAGACGCCAUCCAGAAAGAGAGCACGGCGUGUGUGCAAAAUACAAGGGUAGAACCAGAUGAUUUCUGACACCUGGUCAUUAAAAGUUGCUGCAAUCAUUCAUUUGGCCGUUCUCCACCAUAUUUUUGCUGUUGUUUGGCUCGUGCUGUUAACUGCUUGUCAACAUGUCAAGAGAACAUCAGACUGCAGCUGCGGCCGCAACCUCUCUGUUAUAUCGCAUGCAUGUCUCCCAGCUGUUUGCCUGUAGCCAUGGGAUGGGAGUUUUGUGAGUUUACCUAAAGUUCAAGUUGGUGAAAUGAACAUUGUGACCUUUGUGAUACUUUGCCACGAGGACAUGGAUGUGCUGGUUACCACGGUUGAGUUGUCCACUAGCUAGUAGAUGCUGUAACGGCCCAAUCUGGUAUCAAAAAGCAUACUUAGUAUAGGCCUCUAAGUUUAUACUGUAUAUACAACCACACCAUCCUGACAUGAUCAGGAAGCAUGAAAAUCUAAAAAAUAGGCUGUGCGUGGCCGAACAACUACCUGUGUCAUGUACUCUAAAAGAGAGAGACAGACAGAAUGACAGAGGCAGUGAGACGGGAUAGCAGAGGGGUGUCAUUUCCAUACCUGCUGAAGCCUGACUGUCUACUUCCUCCUCACAGACUAAAGGCAGGGAAUUGCCUUGUUUCUCUCUGUUUACAUUGAACUGCUGUGGGCGUUGGCACCUGCUGUCCAGCCUAACAUGUCCCACACAAUGUCUGUCUUUCAGAUGGGCUACUGUUUGAUUUAACAGGUGGAGACAGCUGGACUGCUCACCCUUUGAGCUUUUUCAUCCAGAUAAACUCAAAAUGAUUAUUUUUCCUUACACUGGAGCAUUAUAAAGGAAAAGAUACAGUUAUUGUGUCCACAUAACUGUUUAACUAUAAUGAAAAUUUCAUGUCACUAACAUCCUUUAAAGGGAUACUCUACCUAAAAAUGAAAAUUCUGUUGAAUACAAAGCAAGAUAUUUAGAAAAAAUGUUGUCAAGUAAGAUUUCUGGGGUAGUCAAAAAAUGGUUUUCCUAAAUUAUUUAAAAUCUUCUUUUGUCUUUAACAGAACAAAAAAUAUACAAUCUAUAAUCUAUACAAUAUACAAUUUUUCUACUAUGGUGCCCCAGAAAUGUCAGUUGCUAACAUUCAUCCAAAUAUAAUUCUUUGUGUUCAACAGCAAAAAAAAGAAAUUUAUCCAGGUUUGGAACAACUUGAGGAUGAGUAAUUCAUGACAGAAUUUUUAUUUUUAGGGGGACUAUCUCUUUAAACUGUUUGCAGAGGACUUUGCAAAGAUAUGACUUUUUAACAGAGAAUUGAUCUUGUUAUUGGGUUUGUAUUUCUUAAAGGGAUAGUUCACCCAAAAAACCUUUUAGAAUUUAGCUUUAUGUGAAAAUUUGUUUUGUGAAUUUACAUUUACUGCAUGGAUAAAAAGACAUUUUUGCAGUGUAUAUUUGAAGUUUUGUAUCUAAGGCCAUUUACCAGAACAAAAUACUAAACAAAUCCCAUCUAACACGUUGCAACAAAUUGCGUUUUGGUGUAAAAAUGGGUCAGCGAGUAGAUCUGAGACAGUAUAUAAUAGAAUAUUAUACUUUCCUGUGGCUCAGUGGUUAGAGCAUGGCACUAGCAACGCCAAGGUCGUGGGUUCGAGCCCAGGGAUUUUACAUACUUAGAAACAAAUGUGUAGUAUAAUACAAUGUAAGUCGCUUUGGAUAAAAGCGUCUGCCAAAUGCGUAAAUGGAAUGUAACUCAAUGUAUACUCAAAGGAAAUUAUCUGCACAGUAAUUGUGGCCUGUUAGAAUAAAUGCUGCCGUAACUGAAACAGACCCAUCAAGCAGUCACAUCAACAACAAAUGGAGGACUUAUUGAUUAUUAAUAUAGCAUAAACAUUGCUAUCUUCCCUCACUAUAUGAUCAUUUACUAUAGCUAAUGGUACCCGGGCCGCACCUCUGUUUCAGUGCCAUGGGAGACGGAGAGCUCUUGGCACCGUGUUAGACAACACAACAAACUCAGAUUACAGUGAGCUCUGUGCAGCUUGACCUUCUUUCAUGUGCAAUAAAAUAAAAGGCCAAUUGAACGUCAGGCUUAUCAGAUCAUAUGCCAGUCUGGUGAGUUGCCAGUUAGCAGGUGCACCAAAGCAUCCUUCUAUUUCUCCUAAGAUUGUUCCCUUAGGCUAGUUCAUCUCGGCUAUUUACAGUAGCUUCACUGUGGUGAUGUUCUUGGGUUAAUGGUCUUCUGAAAGUCUAUGAGUGAGCUAUAUGUGAGAAAUUCCACCGUCCUGAGAGAACUAUAUGAAAUUCCUCUUCGCAGACCGAUGAUAACAGAUGUUUUCAAUUAGGUCAUAAUUAAGCCGUGUCUAAAUAUAGCACUGACACACUAUGUGAUGGGAGCUUGUGACGUCCCCGUGGCUCUUGGUAUUUUCGGCUCUGGUUUGUAAAGAAUAGAAGAAUGUGCCUUUGUUUGUUUGGAUAAAACAGGUAGUUAGAGGAGGUGCUUUAAAGAUAUCAGACUCUAACAUGUGACGCCACUGUAAACUCAAAUGUCUGAUCUAGACCGUGACCGCGUCUCCAAGAUACACUUGAGUUCAGGAUACUAUUUCAGCCCACUUUUGUAAAGGUGAUUUACAAAGCAUUAAAAUCUCACAAAAACCUGUUGUGUUUACUAGUGCUCCUGGUUGAUUUAAGGAAAGUCUUCUGGGCACAGUUGUAGUUUCUACACUGUCAAAAAAUCCAGUAAAAAACGGACAUUUGUUGGCAGCUGGGGCGCCACAAAUAUUCAGUAAAAUAUUCCUGUAAAUUACAUGGUUUUCUCGGUUUUUCUUGUAAAUGUGCGGUCUUCUUUCUGCAAUUUGACAGUUGUUGACUGUAAAUAAUAAUAGACUGUAAAAAAGUCCUGCAAAAAACAGAAAUAUACCGUAAAAUUAGGUUUUUCCUGAAAUAUGCAGUAAUUUGACGUUUUUUGACCGUAUUUCAAAACUAUGUGAAAAAUCUGAUAAUAAAACAGUAAAAUUUUGUAAAACUACAGGUUUUUGGACAUUAUAUGUGAAAACCUGUAAAAAUUAACAGUCAAAUUCUGUAAAAUUAAGUUUUCUUACACUGUAAGAUUGUCUAGUUUUUACAUCUAGAAUGACUCUACACUGUUUAGUUCUUGUAAGAUUGCAUAACUAAGACGACGAAUCAUUAAACUAGUGACAAAUUGAUCUCGCUUCAGUGUGAAAUGUAUCAUUUGUCAUGCUCAUGCCACAAUACACAGCGAUACUUCUCACGUACCUCCAAACUUCCAAACUAACAUGCUGCUACACCUGACCACCAUUUCCUUGCAUACAAAUAUGCUAGAGGGGUGGUUACACAAUAAUGUGCAUGCUACUUUUAAGCUAAACAAACAUUUCAAGUGCCAGCUGAGAUCUAUUUAAUAAUCCACAGAGAAACAAAGUGUCCUCUGUAAAAUCAAGUGCAGAUAGAAAGUACAGAUUUUGCCAAGCCCUCAAAUGAAUCAAUAGUAAGGGAGUGUUUGACCGUUUCCUAGGGCAGAGGUUUUAUUAAAGCAAGAAAGCAUUUCUUUUGGCAGGUACAAAGGUAAGACUUGUGAUAGCAUGGCAGGUUUUUCUGUGCCAGACAUCUGUAAGUCGAGAAAGCUCCGCAAUGCGAACGACCGGUUUGUUUUGAUCUUCUGUUUCCUGUGACAUCAAAUGCCUGUUUCGGUUUGUUUGGAAUUGCAAGCUCUAUUUAGUGAAAGACCAGGAACUGAGGACGAUUCAAUUUGGGAAUGAAUAUGAACACUUACGGUUUUAAUGAGGUAAUUUUAGUCUAUGCGGUCUUGUUAUGCUGGUAAAUUGGAGUCAUUUUGAUUAAGUCUCAUUAGAUGUGUUUGCAUAAUGAAGCUCAGAGGACUGAGCAAGUGGACUUGACAUUUUACAUAACAGAUUCAUAUCUGCAUAUGAGUGCAGAUUUAAACAAAUCCUGUUUUUCAAGUUGCAUAUGUUGCAUUUUUGUCUUUAUUCAGAAUCAUUUUGUUUCUUGAUGGUCUGUAAGGAAGGUCUGUCUAUUAAAUAUUUGAUUGUAUGAAACUAAUGUUGGCACACCCUCAGAUCAUUAUUCAUGGUCAUUUGCGAAGAUAAGCAAAUGUUGUUUUUAUACUUACCAUUACUACAGGUUUCAGUGAUCGUCCGAUGUCAUAAUGCAUAAUAACACACCCUCUCCAUUCAGAAGAACCUGCUGUGCAUGGGACGUGUUUCCCCACCUGCCUGUGAAACUCAUUGUUUGUGAAUUUGUGUGUGUGGGAGCUUUUUGCAUUGUUAGGCUGAUUUAGAAUCAGAGGUCAAGUCUUUUAACGUAACAUUAAAGGAGUAGUUUACAAAAUUCGCCCCCAUUGACUUUCCAUGGGAAUUUUUUAUUCCUACUAUAUGGAAAGUCAAUGGGGGUCAAUUUUGAAGUGAACUACUCCUUUAAGGUAAAGACUUGCUGGGUGAUUAAGCUUACCUGAGAUUUUUCAGAUACUUUUAACUUAAAACAGUAAAUUCUGGCAUAGCAAUGUUUUUAUUGUCUAUGAUAUUUUAAGCUUUUAUACUUUUUUGAUAUGUUUAUUUUGUGUGGAUGUAAACUCCAAAUUAUUCUGUGUCGCCCCCAUGUGUACUAAUGUGGAACUGCAGUGUCCAAGUUUGUAUAAACAGUCCAUCCAUUUUAGUGUCCCACAGGUAUACUUAGAUAUCUGUGCGCAUCAUAUAAUGUCUGAUGUUUUGUAAUUGAAAUGCUCCAUAACAGAGCAAAGCCACAUUUCUACUAACUGCUGUCUUUCCGGAAUAUCAAUGCACAAUGUUGAGCACUCACUAAAUCUGAUGUUAACUGCAUCUAGUUCACAUCUGACUGGUUAGGUUAUCCUAAAGCUGACCAUCAUAUCUGACCCAGUCACCUUCAUGUAGUCUUUUCUCCUCUGUUCCCAAUAACCCCACCGCCCCCCACCCAUCUCUGAGGAUCCAUGAGUGAGUUGACCUCCAAUGUGCAGACGAACCCUUUUAGUAGGUGUGGUGUGAAACAGAGGAAGAGGAGGAAGAGGAGACUGAGGAUUUAAAAGGCAGUAUUGCAUUCUGUUUGCAGGUAGAGCACGCAGGAACGCGAACGUAUUACUUCAGUGCAGACAGCCAUAAGGAGCAAGAGGAGUGGAUCCAAGCCAUGAGUGAUGCUGCCAGAGUCAGGGCCGAGACCACAACCAGAAAUAAGUCCGAGCCCAAUCCUGCAGCAGACCAAAGCGACAUGGUAGCCAAAAAACUGGAAUCCAAUUCUCAUGCCGAGAACAACGGCCAAAGGCCACACCCCCGUGAACCUGUCAAUCACGAGCUCAAUGGACUAGAGACCAGAGACAACACACCCACCACCCCGGCUACCCUUAAUACAGAGGGCAGGAUAGUGGAGAAAGGAGGCUUGCCGCCCCAUCAACCCAACGGAUGGGGUAACUACGGUCCUCCAAACGGUUCAAGAUAUCAGUCCCAGGAGAACAUGAGGGACAUACGAGAGCAUCACGAGGAGAACGUGGUGAUGCGGAGAGGCUUUGUGCCUAGGACGGCACCGGAGAGACUCGCUCAGAGAAAGAGCUCUAUGACUCAGCUGCAGCAGUGGGUGAACCAGCGCAGGGCCUUGGGGCCUAUGGAUGACGGGCACAGUCCAUCAGGGUAUUACACAGUAAACCGCGGUAUGUCACCGGAUUACUACAGUGUAUAUGGCGGACCUCCGUAUGUGGAUGAAUAUCCCCUCUACCCACCCGGUGUCCGCCCUGAGAGCAUCUGCUCCAUGUCGGCUGAGUACGAUCGACCGCCACCUCACUGGAAUAUGGAGGAGAGAAGGCGAUCUUUACGAGACGGACCCCUAUACGGACAACCUCGAGACCCUCAGUGGAUGAUGGGACCCCAUCCUGGCUAUUACUCCCAAGUGGAUUCAGCACAGAACUCCAUGCGACGCCUCUCCAUUCAGCCACGUUCGCGGUCCGUUCCCCGCUCGCCUUCUACUUCUUCUGGAGGACCGUACUCUCCGCACAGCUUUGCCUCACCCGCCCGAUCGCCCAGCACCAGGUUCGAUCGAGUGCCCAGCCGAAUGAGAGAUGAUGGUAUAUACGCUGAUCCCUCGGUUUACGGCUUGCGCAGGUCACUCAGCUCACCCAGGUAUGAAUUUCCUGGAGAUCGUCGCUCAUACAGUCAAGGAACGCACCACUAUAAUUACCCAGCAUCCCCCUCUCUCCAUGGUAAAAUGGAGGACAUUUUAGACAUGCAACUUCAGAGGAACUUGGAGUACAUAGAUCACCAGAUGACAGAGAGUGGUCACCUUAUCGGCAUGGUAACCAGAAUGGUUGAACGUUCUUCUCCUCGAUCAAAGAUAUAUUCUCAAGUGCCUCCAUACCAUGAUAUGUACAGUGAGCUACAUCCCACACUGAAGCUUAAUGAAAUUGAGACCAGUAAAUUGCUCGGCCGUCUGUGUGAACAGAAUCGACUAGUAAAAGAGCAGGAGGCUGUAGUCCAUCGGUUGAGAAUGGAAAAGGACAGCCUAGAGGGGGUGCUGGUGGCCACACAUCAGGAGAUGGAGCUGUACAGGAAUCAGCCACUGGCCAUGGAGAAACUUCAGCUGAAAAAAGAGAGUCUACAAAACAAACUGAUUAACAUCAGAGGAGAACUUUCUCAGGCUUCAAGCGCUCUGACCACCACUCGUGUAGAGUUUGACGCUCUGGAGGAAGAAGUGAACGCUAUCCAUGGUGAUUUGUGGGAGCAGCUGAACGCUGGAGGGCAUGGCGAGCUGGUUCACAGGCACAUUCAGAAGGAGUUUUGGAGGGUUCAGGAUGUUUUGGAAGUGCUGCACAAAAACAACCCGUCCCGUGGCACAGACACGGCCAAGCACAGGGUAGCCAGUAGAGCAUCAGGCUCCUUCAGCACAAACAGUCCAGCGAGUCCAUUGAGUUCAGUGAGUCUCACCAGUCCUCUCAGCCCCUUCUCACCUGUACCUGGGUCUCACGCCUCACCCCCUAAACAGCUGGCCACAGAGGAGGUUGGCCCUCCACGACCUCCGCUUCCUAAAUCUUACCAGCCCCUGGAGACCUCCCAGACCUUUCCCCCCUCCGUACCUCCCCUGCCCUUAAACAGCAAUGCCUGGCUGCACAGCAAGGGCCCUCAUGCCGGCCUCCACCAGGAAAGCUACAAGGACGAGGAAGAAUACCACAGCAGAAAGCACAACUACAACUCACAGGGAGAAAAGACCAGCGACUUCCAUUCAGAGCAAGACAGACAGUCCAACGUGAAUAAAGUUGGAGUUGUUCCACCCAGGGCCAAGUUACCUUCAGAACACAAGGGUACUUCUAAUGGUGUACAACGGAGAAAUGGGAAGGUGCCCAAUGGUCACAUUUCCAGGGAACGGCCAAAGAGUGCAGUGUUUCCUGCCGAGGUGAAGUCGAAGAUGACCGUGGAGGAGCAGAACGAAAGAAUACGAAGAAACCAGAGCAGUUCUGUCAGAGACAAGAGACGGAGCCUCAACCUGUCCAGCGGCCAGCACGUCGAUGGAUUCAAACCCACCACCAACUACAGAGUGGUGCGGAGGAGAGUGACUUCAGAUGAGGUGGAUAUUAAGGGUUUGGAGGCAGCUGUGAGGGGUGGAGGUGUGGAGUCACCCAGACAGGAAAUUGCACGUCUGCGACGACAGAUGGAGCCUGAACACUACGACCUCGAUAUCGGCAUAGAGCUGUCUGCUCCAGAGAAGGUCCUUAUUCCUGAGCGAUACUUAGAAAUGGAGCCCAGCACACCUCUUAGCCCUGAGGAGCUUCAAGAAAAGCAAAAGAAAGUAGAGCGAAUCAAAACGCUCAUUGCCAAAUCUAGCAUGCAGAAUGUGGUGCCGGUGUUGGACGGGCCGGUGGAGGGACCCAGUAAUUCAGAGCAUCAACUUCAAGAGCAGGAGAAGCGGAUCGAGAUCUCCUGCGCGUUGGCCGCCGAGGCCUCCCGUCGCAGCCGGCUGCUCUCCGCCCAGUGCAUUCCCAGUCCCCCUGCCUCCCCAACCAGCCUGGCCCCUCCCCCUUCUGCUGACUACUCUGACUCCUCCCACAUCAUGAAGGUGUGAAGCUCAAGCACUUGCAGCUGUCAAGUUUGAUGGUGAACCUUUCUGAGUGUCCAGCGGAUCAAGAUGAAAACCACCGAAAUAUGUUUCGCCUCUGCCAAACAUUGAAUUUCUUUUGAUUACCUACACCACGCUGAGACAUAUUUCAAAGUGUUUGGAUGUUUGCGGAGGUCUGUGCAUACUGCAAGGUUCCACUGCCUCUAUCUCCAUGCACUUCUUGUUUAAGAACUCAGUGGAAACCAUGACAGAACUACAUAAUUCAAUUAACAACAAUUGUUUGGAGGACGACAGUCACAUUACAAAAGCUACAAAACUAGCCAGGAUGUGAAAUAUGUUUACAUGUUCAUAUUUGCUCUUGGUCGCAUUACAGUGACUGGAGCAUAUAGGCCUACAGCAAAUUCAUGGGUACAGUUUAGCCGCUCAGGGUGGAUUCUGCAGACACAAGUACGUUGACAGGAAGGAUCGUGUGACGGAGACCAGUACAGACGGGAAGUCCGAGAUUUGACCGGAGGAGAAUAGCCACUGUAAAGUAAGGACUACGGCAAAGUUGUCGAGCUCAGUUUAUCUGGAAGUCAUCAGAUGAGAUAUGAAAAUGAUUUGUUCCGAACACUAGCCACAAUUGAACACUGUGGAUUCAUGUUGGGAUGCCCAAAUAGACAGACCGUUAAUGUUGGGCUUUAGACGAAGGAGCGAAUUCCCUCCAUCACCUUCAUUUCUCCAGUAAAGGAGUUCAAGGCCAGACUCACUGUGACUUUUCCUGGCCUCUUUUUCCAUACUGAACAUAGGGCUCACAAACCCUCUUCCUUGCCAGCCGAGUACAACCUGUCAGAAUUGCAGUCUUUUAAACCAUUGUCAGGUCUUUACUUACAGUGUACGUCUAUAAAGAAAGCUUAUAUAUUGAUAUGACUAUUACUCUAAUCUUUGCAUCAAAGCCAUGUGGACGCAUCAUAGUGCUUUACUGCAAGAACAGUAGUUACCAAAAAACGGUAAAUACUUGUGAGCGCUCUUGAAUAGUAGAUUAUAGAGAAAGCUAAACAUUUGGAAGUGUCCUUAGAGGUGUAAGUCUGCUUGUUGAUACACAAUGCGUGUUGAUGUGGGGCCAGCAACUUGCAUUACAGCCUGUAUAUACUUUCAUUAAAUUAUAUCAAACCUGUCGCCCCGACAGAAUAUACAAAGCCCUUAUUUGUGGAUCAUUGUGCCAUUUGGAGAUUCAUUUGGCUAUGUUUCUGCCACGGCACACUUUUACGUGUAAAUAUAGACUUCACAUGAUAUUAAAUGGAACAAUAUUUUGGAUUAUUUUUCUAGCACUGGUAAAACAUUUUAUCCAUCAAGCAGCUUGAUUCUAAUGUAACGAAACGUAAAGUACGAUUUGCCAAAUAAAAAAAUCUUCUGUUUUGUACUUUGAGGUCCUGAUUGGAGAGCGCAUCUUUCCUCGUAUUGAAACCUCGGAAAUGCCAUGCAAGUUGUUAGCCCGUAAACUGUGCUUGUCUUUUUGAAAGAUGUAAAAGUCUUUGGUUUAACUCUUAAUUGAGAAUUUGUUUGACAGAACUGUGUCUCUUUUUUCUUUCUCAUCAACGCUAUCACUGAUAUUGUGAUUGUGUUAUUCCUAUAUCCAAAACCCUAAAUCGAGGUAAAAACACGGUACGUUAUCUGUAAAAGAGUUUCUAAAGGAACAGGUUACUUAUCAUCGCCAAGCAAAAACAGCCCUGAAGAGACAGACAAAGAUUUAUUUUUAUUGUUUUUGAGAAAGAGAAUCUGAUUGUCAAAACGAAUCAUAUUUUUCUAUUAGCCCGGACAUCUGAUGUAUAAAAUGAGGUUCGGUUGGUUACAUUUGUAAAAUGAUUAAGAGUGUUUUGAAUUUUCACGGUAUAGGGGAAUACUGAUUGAGGCUGAUAUAUUUUUAAUUUAUUGAUCUGAACUUCAAAGCAUCUUUUUGCAGGCCUUGUUUAAAAGUUGUUUGUAAGUGUUAUUUUUUACAUACAGUAAUUGGAUUGGGUUAAAGUUGCAGUUGGAUAGUCGAAGCAGAAAUGUCUAAUAUUUUAUAAAAUAUGUAGCAUAUAAAGUGGGAUUAACAAAUACAGAAUAAGCACAUUGGUCUGUGUAAAUAUUUUUAAAAUCUAAUACUGUAUGUCUUCAUAUUGACAGUAACUAAUGCUCUUUUAAAGAAAAAAGAAACAAACUGCUUGAGCUAUGCAAAUCAGUCAAGAUAAACAAUACUUAAUGUGCUUGCUUUAGAAGUACCCUCAUGCAAUAAAGUGAAUGUAUUUAAAA